Molecule: messenger RNA, 5155 nt
Organism: Paramisgurnus dabryanus
Lineage: Eukaryota; Metazoa; Chordata; Actinopteri; Cypriniformes; Cobitidae
Source: RefSeq, a predicted model, not a curated record
AGAUACGCACACACGAGCUAUCCAGGCAGCGACCGAAAGGACUAAGCUUUGAGAAAUGAAGAGAAAAUACGACUGUUUAAUUUUGCUCCACCGCAAGUCUUUUAUACCAAGUGUAUAAUAUUUGUCCAAAAAAGAAUUUUUAAAAUGACCCAAAUUCACACGGACCAGAUUUUAAUUUGCCUUUUUUAUACACCGAACCGGACGUAAUUUUCCCCUCAGUUUUUACAUAAAACGGGACAGGAAGGCAUCAGACAAACUUUCAUCUCGAGGACCUCAGCCAGAGCGCCAGUGAGAAAAGAGGGGAGUAUUUUGCGUAAAUUUUCCAAAGGCUUCAGGCAGAAAAAUUCGUCUUCUGUGCCAGAUCUGCUCAGACUUUAAGUGGAUAUAGCCUACUGCGGGAGGUGGCGUGAAUGCUCUGUGUUGUCCCGUGUUGGCAUUGAGGGAUGCCAGCAUGCCCUCGCUGAAUCUCUCCCAUCUGCUCCUCAUCUGGCUCGCGCUCCAGCGGCUGGCUCUUUGCGUCGAGCGCGCGUCCACCCGCGAGCGCUUCAAAGUGGUCAUCGCACCGCUGAUCUGCAAACGAACGUGCCUGAAGGGCCAGUGUCAGGAAACCUGUGAGCAGGGCAACAAUACGACCCUCACUGGGGAAAACGGGCAGUCGGCGGAUACACUGACUGGGCCGGGCUUUAGAGUCGUGGUAUGUCCUCUCACCUGUAUGAAUGGAGGAGUGUGCAGUACACGCACACACUGUCUCUGCCCACCGGGCUUCACUGGGCGCCUCUGCCAAUUUCCACUUCGCAUUCAAGCUUCACGUGGAAACAAGCAGCCCUCCUACACCCUACAGGUGAUACCUGAGUCCCAGAGUCUUUCUGAAAGUGGUCCAGGUGGUCGACAACAGCUGACUCACUCUGUGAUCACUCUGCCACUGUCACAAGGUGCUGGCCAUCCCUCCUCUGAAGUGCAGUUCAAUGUCCGUGUUCUCCAUACACCAGACACUUCAUUUGUCAUUCAACCCCUUGACUCCUCAGAGAACAAGCCUAACAGUCCCAAGACUGUGUCCCGUCUUCUUCCACAGACACACAAGCCAAAGGGGAGGUGCUUCCAGGAAACCACACCCAAACAGGCUUGUAGUAGUAACCCUCUUCCUGUUCUGACCAAUCAAGAAGACUGCUGUGGCAGUGUGGGUAAUUCGUGGGGCCAAAAUAAAUGUUACAAAUGUCCUUUACUACCUUAUGCAGGAAAACACCAGACUAUAAUAGAGGACUUUGGCCCCACAUGCCCUCAAGGAUACAAGAGACUCAACAGCACUCACUGCCAAGACAUAAAUGAAUGUAUGAUGCUGGGGGUUUGUCAAUUUGGAGAAUGUUUGAAUACGCAAGGAAGUUUCCGCUGCACCUGCAAGCCUGGAUAUGUACUGACAGAAAGGACACGCUGUGUAGCAUCACCUGUUGAGCAGGGUUUCUGUUACCGUGCGAUUGCUGAAACAGGGAAUUGUCAGCAUCCUCUUCCAACACGUCUUUCCCAGGAGAUUUGCUGCUGCACUGUGGGUAAAGCCUGGGGUAGCAAUUGUGAGAGGUGUCCACAGGACGGCACAGCUUCUUUUAAAAAGAUCUGUCCAGCGGGAAAGGGAAUGUCUUACCUGACCUAUCGAAGCAUCCUGUCCUUUCAGCCCUCCUGGCCCAACAUCGAACACAAUCCCAAUCCUAAAAAUGAGUUCAAGCCUCAGGAAGUUCCCAUCCAGACAACUACGCAGCUCUCAUCAAUCAGCACGCAUGGUCCUCGCAUCCCAGUCAUAGUGGCCAAGCCAACUCCUCCGAUCUAUGUUCCUCCAGAGAGGGACUCAUUCGAACAUCCACCUACAGAAGUCUCGCCAAUAGAUGAAUGCAAGCUCAGCAGGAAUAUAUGUGGUAAAGGAGAGUGUGUCAACACACAGAAUGGCUUUGUGUGUCAAUGUCAUCCAGGAUACCGACCACAUGUGCAGAAAAAGAGUUGUGUGGAUGAAAAUGAAUGUGAUUCUGAUCCAUGUGGUAGAGGCGUCUGCAUUAACAGUGAGGGUUCCUACCGAUGCAACUGUCACCCUGGCUUUAAAAUUAUGAUGCAUAAUGGGAAACGCAGAUGUGUUGAUAUAAAUGAGUGCUAUAAGCAUGAUAUCUGUGGAAUUGGAGGACAAUGCCUUAACUCGCCUGGUUCCUAUAAGUGUGAGUGUCUGCCUGGCUUCAAAAGCAAAUCCCGCAGACAACCUUUGUGCGAAGACAUUAAUGAAUGUCUGGAUCCACAUACCUGUCCUGAUGAACAGUGUGAGAAUACCAUUGGAUCUUAUGAGUGCAUACCCUGCCAACCGGGAUACCAUGCACAAGGAGGAGUGUGUUACGACGUUAAUGAGUGUCAGAAGCGUGGUGUGUGUCUGAACGGCCGUUGUGAGAACUUGCAAGGAUCAUAUCGCUGUCUUUGUAAUGAGGGCUUCCUGCCAGAGGCUGACAGCAGAGGCUGCAGAGACAUUAAUGAGUGUCAGGAUAACCGCCUGUGUGCUAAUGGUCAAUGCAUUAACACCGAGGGAUCAUUCCGGUGCCAGUGUUACUCCGGAUACCAGCCUACACAAGAGGGAAGCCACUGUGAAGAUAUCAACGAGUGUGAGAGAGCCUCCAAUUGCCAGCGAGGGCGCUGUAUCAACACAAUGGGCUCAUACCGCUGCGAGUGCCAGAAAGGUUAUAUGCUGGUCAGUGGACGCCGGUGCCAAGACAUAGAUGAGUGUGCUGUGGACAGAAGCCUAUGUCAACCGCAUGGUGUAUGUGAAAACAGACCGGGCGGAUAUGUUUGCGUUUGCAACGAUGGUUUCAUGUUAUCUGAAGACAAACACAGCUGUGAGGAGGUUGAGUUGGAUCUGAAUUAUAAGAAGGAAUGCUAUCUCAAUCUGGAUGACACUGUGUUCUGUGACAGCGUCCUGGCAACCAAUGUUACUAAACAGGAGUGCUGCUGCUCCAUUGGUGUAGGAUGGGGCGAUCACUGUGAGAUCUACCCGUGUCCCGUCUUCCGUUCAGGGGAGUAUCACUCUCUUUGUCCAAUCGGCAGAGGAUUUUACCAUGAGGAGGGAACGUUAGAAUAUGGAUUACCAGUGUACAGAGAUAUUGAUGAGUGUGUCUUGUUUUCAAAUGAGAUCUGUAAGGAAGGACGCUGUAUGAACACACAACCUGGCUUUGAAUGCUACUGCCAACAGGGAUUUUAUUAUGACAGCAAUCUACUGGAAUGUAUUGAUGUGGAUGAAUGUCAUGAUGAAUCCCUGUGUACAAAUGGUCUUUGUGUGAACACUCGAGGCUCAUUCUACUGUAACUGCAACUUACCCUGGGUCCCUGUUGCUACCAACAAACAGUGUGUUUUACCCACAGACAUGGGUGUGGAUGAGUGUCAAGACCCUGCUAACUGCAAAAACGGCCAGUGCGUAAAUACACAAGAUUCCUAUUAUUGCAUCUGUCCACCUCCCUGGAUCCUGGCAACCGACCGCAAUGGAUGUGUGACACCUGAGGAACAGGCGGUAACGGGUGUGUCUGUGGUGCACCUUUCAGAUGUGAAUGAGUGUGAGGAUCCCUCCUACUGUAGGAACGGGAAAUGUGUCAACACUCCCGGCUCCUUCCACUGCAUUUGCCAGCAGCCUCUCACCUUCAGUGCAGCCCUCAAGCAAUGCGUCUAUGAUGAUCGCACUGCAGCACAUAAGGACAUAUGUUUCCAGGAGGUUGAUGAGGAUCUUAUGUGUACUAUGCCUCGGAAUGAGCUUACAGUGACUUACUCUGAGUGCUGCUGUCACUAUGGACGGGGCUGGGGCCCGGAGUGCCGUACCUGUCCUCAUAGAAAUUCGGUACUUUUUAACAGGCUGUGUGAGAUGCAUUUGGACACCGAGUCUGACGGAGAGGGUGACUUUCUGGCAGCUUUCUCUAGCCACAACCCAGAGGGAGACAGUUCAGAAGAAGACUCUGAUGAGUGUAGCUGUGCUAAUGGUCGUUGCGUACGAUCCUAUCUGGGUACGAUGUGUGAAUGCAAUCCUGGAUUUGUCCUGGAUCACUCACGAACACGCUGUACAGAUAUUGAUGAAUGUGCAGGCCGAGUGUCAGGGCAGAGCCCCUGUAAGAAUGCACGCUGUAAAAACACCAUUGGUUCAUUCAGAUGUCUUUGUAAAUUUGGAUUUGUUGCAUCACGCCGACCUAAUGUGUGUAUACGGGCUAGGGCCCAAUAACAGCACAGUGGCUCAUCCAGUCUCAGAGCCCUGCACAAUGUACAUAUAUAAACAGUUAUAUCCCACCACUAAUACUCUUAAUAAAAUGCAGUAAAACUACAUCUACAAACAUUUAUCAGUAAACACUCCAGGAUGUUUCACUCUGUUGUUACCUGGUAAUCCUUAUCUUAUGUUGGAAAUAUUAGAUCAUUACUAUAUAAUUAUCUUUUUAAAUCGUGUUAUUUUGCAUUUAUUUUUAUUUUGAUGAUAUCUAUUUUAUCAGAAACCUAUUGGUACCAAAUGUGUUUGUUAUUGAAUGAGGAAUUUUCAUUGGAUGAAAUGUGUCUGUUAACUUAAGUGGAUAGUUCUUUGUAAUUAUAUUGCUGUUGGGUAUGUUUUAGGUAACCAUUUUUGUAAAAUAGUAUGUUUUCUCUUCUCUUUAAGGGACAAAACUUUGUUAGACGUAAAAAGUGGUGAGUUUUUAUCUUUAGUUUCGUCCAGAAUCGCUUACUCAGAAAGUUUGAUAUCAACAAUCACCUGAUUAUCAGUUUAUUAUCUGGUGUUCAGCCGUUGAUGGUGUUUUUGUUCUAUUGAUUUUCUUUGUACAUUGUUUUUCUUAUUUGACAAUGCAGCAAUUGCCAUCUUAGGUUGCUCUGAGCACAAUUCUUUUUUAUAUGAAGUUAAUAAUGUAAAAAUAUGAAAGUAAUGAUUUAGGCUUUUUGCCGGUUUUUAUUGUGUAAAAAUGUUCUACUGAAAGAAUGAAAAAGUCAGUUUCUCAGAUGCCGUUGCCUUCUUGAUGAGACACCACUGUAAAAUACAUGUUAUUUUUCACAGCAAGUUGGGGAGAAGCAGAAAAGACUAGACAUAACCACACAAGCCCACUACUAAAGCAGUAAGAAAAAAGCUGUUUACCAAAGAAAUGAAGAUAAAUGAAUAAUAAAUAAAUAAAUCUGA